This is a messenger RNA of Sceloporus undulatus (fence lizard), 1615 nucleotides long. It is a transcript of the gene MGAT4D, whose product is annotated as MGAT4 family member D. The record is from RefSeq and is a predicted model, not a curated record. The transcript has 15 exons. The coding region runs from base 1 to 1536 and encodes 511 amino acids. Gene Ontology annotation, biological process: protein N-linked glycosylation. Gene Ontology annotation, molecular function: acetylglucosaminyltransferase activity. Gene Ontology annotation, cellular component: Golgi stack; endoplasmic reticulum-Golgi intermediate compartment; endoplasmic reticulum. NCBI's taxonomy places the organism in Eukaryota, Metazoa, Chordata, Lepidosauria, Squamata, Phrynosomatidae.
AUGAGGCAGGCUAUUUUACGGACUAACACUGAUUUGUACGAAAGACAGAUUUUGGAACUUCGCCAAAGACUCUUAUAUGCUGAAAAAGAAAACAAAAAAAGAUCACAUGUGCUGAAUGAUAUCCUGACUGACAUCAAACAAGUCAUUGGUGAGCUGACUAAGAGUUCAGUAAAUGUUACAGGUUUGUCUUCUGUGAAGUGGAAAGCGUUCAACCUCACCAACAAGCUCCCAUUACACCUAACGAAUAUCCGCUACUAUUUGCCUCAUCUGCAGGAGCAUGAAGACAGAAUUAAUCCAAAUAUCAUAAUUGGACAAGGAAGGGCUGGGGUAUCUUUAGUAAUGGGUAUUCCAACAGUGCGAAGACGAAAACACAAUUAUUUGAUGAACACGUUGAAUUCUCUUUUCUAUGAAAUGUCUGAAGAACAGAAGAACAAUUGUGUGGUAGUUGUCUUUGUAGCAGAGGUGGAUUCAGAAUAUAUUAACAGCACUGCUGAAAGCAUCAGAAAGAACUUCCCAAAUGAGGUACUCUCUGGAAUUCUUGAGGUUAUUGCUCCCCCUGCUUUCUAUUAUCCUGAGUUUUCUAAUCUGAAAGAAACGUUUGGGGACUCAAAGGAAAGAGUAAGGUGGCGAACAAAACAGAAUUUGGAUUAUAGCUUCUUAAUGCUGUAUGCCCAACCAAAGGGAAGAUUUUAUUUACAGCUUGAAGAUGAUAUCAUAGCCGGGCCUGAAUAUAUACAAAUAAUAAAUGACUUUGCCAAACAACAGGAGUCCCAGGAGUGGAUGAUCCUGGAAUUUUCUCAGCUUGGGUUUAUUGGAAAAUUAUUUCGGUGUAGAGAUUUACCACUGAUAGUGGAUUUUUUUUUGAUGUUCUACAAAGAUAAGCCAAUUGACUGGCUUCUAGACCAUUUGCUUGGGGUUAAAGUUUGCAAUCCAGAAAAAGAUGCAAGACACUGUGAAAGGCAAAAGGACUCUUUGCGUAUCCGUUAUAAGCCAUCUCUCUUUCAACAUGUAGGACUUCAUUCCUCUUUAGCUGGAAAAAUACAAUAUUUGAAAGACAAAGAUUUUUUCAGAAACUCACUGUUUAAGGCACAUGCCAAUCCUCCUGCAAAAGUGUCUACAAGCCUAAAAGCAUUCAAGCACUUUACUCUAGAGAAGGCUUAUAGAGGAGUUGAAUGUUUCUGGGCUUUUGCUCCUGUGGCUGGAGAUUACAUCCUGUUCAGCUUUCAACAGCCAUUGGAAUUAAAAAGUUACUUAUUUCGGAGUGGAAAUCUGGAAUAUCCGGGAGACAAACUGCUAAAUACAACAGUAGAUGUUUUACCUGAUGGUGAGACUGACUUACAGUCUGCAGAAGGAAAAUUGCAGGACUUACAACAUGUAAAAACAUCAGAUGGAUAUUUUCAAAUAGGUACAUUUGAAAAUGGAAAAGCAGAUGGCAUAAUUAGCCCAGCUUUAGGAAGAAUCCAAGCUCUUCGGUUGUCUAUCCAUUCUAGCUCAUCCACAUGGGUGUUACUGAGCGAGAUAUUUUUAAAGACCUGAAGAAGAAGAAAAGACAUGCCUUUAAGAAUAUGGAAGCCUUAAAUGCUGCAUGGGAGGAAGGCCAUCUAGUGGAAGCAAG